Molecule: messenger RNA, 996 nt
Organism: Dothidotthia symphoricarpi CBS 119687
Lineage: Eukaryota; Fungi; Ascomycota; Dothideomycetes; Pleosporales; Dothidotthiaceae
Exons: 1
Coding region: 79-978 (299 amino acids)
Source: RefSeq, a predicted model, not a curated record
CUGGGCUAUAUAUAUAUAUAUAGUCAUCGUUAUGCUCUAUUCUAAAGUCCUGCAUUCUACCAAUCAAUAACGUGAAAGAUGAACCCCAGAGAUUUUACCAAUCACCUCCAGAAGGAGGGUGACUGUGAACUCCAGACAGUCGCUCAGUUCAGCUCCACACAAGACAGGCGUUAUGCGGAUUACACAAUACAACGAUCGCUGCCACCUCCGCAUAAUUCAAGGAUCCAUCUUAUGCCUGACAAUGAAGUAGAUUCUCAGCAUCGACUGUUACGUCCAUUUUCCUGCUCGGAAACUUUGGCCCAUGGUACAGGUUGCUUUGGUGGUUACAAUUCUGACUGCUCACAGUGCCAAAACUACGCUCUCUCCACAGAUACAGCACGUCGCGGCAAGGUACAAGAGAGCGAAUCUCAAAAAGCAGAUAUCUUUGAGCUCUCUGGUGGCGAGCAACCUUCACUCCCAAUCACUCCGCGGGUAUUGCCCGGGGCUGAGUACCCCACCGAGGACACUAUCGAUCUGCUAGGGAGUAUUAGGAACACAAUCAAAGCUAUCAAAGACGCUCAAGACAGACUCAUCGAAAAGCGCGUCUCCGUCGAGCUUGAGAAACACAACAUCGAUUCGCUCUGGGAGCACAUCUUGACUCUUCACUUCAGCCAGGCAAAGGCAGAAACCCCCCAUGUAUCUCACGAGGAGUUCAUCCAGCAAUUGCACAACGAUGGUCUUACUCACAUCGUCCCCCACGCAAAGAGACUCGAUUCAACAGCCAACUACGCAGUGGCGCCAACCCUUGACCCGAAAAAGAAAAGAUGCAGGGUCGGCCGACCAAAAGGAAAGAUACUGAGAGCUGACCAGGGGGACAACUUGGCCAGGAGGCUUUGCUGCAUGCAUAAUGAUGCAGAAGGAUUUAGGUUGCAGGUUGAGACGUACGGCAAGGAGCCAAUGGUUUGUUAUCCGACAAAUCAGCGUGAUGAGAUGGAGUGAUUGGAUGAGACCCUGGGG